Messenger RNA from Calypte anna (Anna's hummingbird), 2775 nucleotides. RefSeq names its product ASPSCR1 tether for SLC2A4, UBX domain containing (gene ASPSCR1). Gene Ontology annotation, molecular function: protein binding. The transcript has 16 exons. Lineage: Eukaryota; Metazoa; Chordata; Aves; Apodiformes; Trochilidae. Bases 12 to 1667 code for a protein of 551 amino acids. The record is from RefSeq and is a predicted model, not a curated record.
CGGGAGGGAAGAUGGCGGCGGCGGGUGGGGGGAGCGCUGCCGUGUCGGUGCUGGCCCCCAGCGGGCGGCGGGUCACGGUGCGGGUGGGGCCCGGGACGGUGCUGCUCCAGAUCCUCGAGGAGGUCUGCAGGAAGCAGGGCGGCAGCCCCGGCGAGUACGGCCUGAAGUUUCAGAGGAGUGUGUUGGAUCUCUCUUUGCAGUGGAGAUUUGCCAGACUGCCCAACAAUGCCAAGCUGGAGAUGGUGCCAGUCUCCAGCAGAGUGGGAGUUGGAAACACGGUUCGGAUUGCGUUACAGUUAGAUGACGGCUCCCGUUUACAAGACACCUUCCUCUGUCAGCAGACUUUGUGGGAACUUCUCAACUGUUUUGCAAAGAUCAGGGAGUUUAUGGAACAGCACAGUGAAUUCUCUCCAGUUUGUAUUUACAUGCGAGAUGAGAUAUCAGGAAAAGAUGCCUUAGAGAAAACAACGCUGAAGUCUCUUGGCCUGACAAGGGGCAGUGCCAUCAUCAGAGUUGUCAUGAAGAAAUGCAGUUCAUCUGGUCAGGAGGAACCUGUGGGUGCCACGGUGCAGUGCAAUGAGCUGACAGUGAGGUCAGGCUUUACUGAAGGAGCAGUGGAUGUGCCCCUACCUCAAGAAAACUCAUUCCCAAAGGACUUAGACCACAGGGAUGUGGCUAUGUCUUUAAACAGCUGCACAGACAAGCAAGGCUUGAUAAGAGAAUCUCAUGCCAACUUGGAGGAGCCUUGCUCAGAGCCCAAGCCUACCCCUUUUGUCCCUUUUUCUGGAGAUGGACAGCGUCUGGUGGACUCCUCUGUAGCUGCACCAUCUCUUGGGUUAGAUAUGCCGUCUUCGAAGCUGCCAACAACUUCUUCUAGCCCUGGAGGCCCUUCUAAGCCAAAGAAGUCUAAGAAUAGCCAAGAACUGCAGAAGGAGCAAGGACAGCUUGUAGAACGACAGCCACUUGUAUGCCACCUAGAUCUACUGGAACCCCUUCCUACUGGCCCAGAGGAGCUUCCCGAUGAGUUUUUUGAGGUCACAGUGGAUGAUGUACGGAAACGUUUGGCACAGCUGCAGAGUGAGAGGAAACGCCUAGAAGAAGUUCCACUGAUGACAAAGUCUUUGAGGGAGGCUCAGCUGAAGGAGAAGUUAGAGCGUUAUCCAAAGGUGGUGUUGAGAGUUCAUUUUCCAGAUCGUCAUGUUCUGCAGGGAUUCUUCCAUCCUAGUGAAACUGUUGGCAUUUUGAGAGACUUUGUGAGAAGCCACCUUGCAGAUGCAGACUUGCCAUUUUACUUGUUUAUUGCACCUCCCAGAGUCAUCUUGAACGAUGAAAGUUUGACGCUCUUUGAGGCUAAGCUAUUUCCAACUGCUGUCAUUCAUUUUGGGUCUGAGAAGAGCAGGGAUUGUUACCUGAAAUUGGAAUUACUGAACUCUUUGGUUUCCCCUGCUGCAUCUGAUUUAUCAGCAGCCAGAUGUUUGUCCAGAUCAUUAGUUCAUUCUGCUUCUUCAGAGUCAACAAUUCCAUUCCUAUCAGAACCAGACACGGGAAGUCACAAGAAGACUGCUGAGAAACCAGAACCAGCAAGUGUGCAGGAAGCACCACAGGUGCUGAGAAGGACUCCUGGGAAAAUGCCCAAAUGGCUGAAGCUGCCAGGUGGGAAGAGAUGAAACUGCUGUGGAUCAGUGAGCAGUCAGCUGUGACCUUUUCCUGAUGAACUUGCUCAAAAUGUUCAAAUGUAAGAAAUUGUUGGUGGCUCUGGAGAGUAUGAACAUUAGCUAUAGAUAGAAAAUUGCUGUUUCAGAUGCUAAUUUCACCUUUUGGGUGAGUGGAAGUCCUGUUUGUGGUCUUCAUGACUGCAGAAGCAAGGUUAGAUGUUAAAUUUAAGAUUUCUUGCAUGCAAAUAAUAUGAACAGUUACGGGGGAAGUAAUUCCCAUAUACUUUCUGUGAAGGACUUUGUUUCUGUCUGUAUUUUUAAAACCAAAUUUUCUCAGUUCUAACUUAAGGGAUAAUUUUAGUCUAGCUGUCUGAAUUCAGGCAGCAAGAUACAAUCCCAUAUUUACCUAUAGUUAACAAGACUUCUCCCUGCUUCUUGCUGGCUGGCAUUAAUGCUACUGGUAAUUUUGGGCAUAGAUGGCUGGAGAGUGAGUGAAGAGGAAGAACUUAGGUCACUUAAAAUAUUUCAGAUAGGCUUUUUCUGUAAACCUGUUGGUCUAUAGCACUUGUUUUGUUUUCAGUUGCCAGGAUCUUGUUAACAAAGAACACAGGUAUCCGUUAAUGGAAUGCACGUGGAGUUUGUUUUUGCCCCAAGCUCUGUGUUUUAUUUUCGUUGCAUAUAAUCGACAUCAGUAAUUAAAGUUACAGUGGGGAAGAAAACAUCCUGUAAGAGAGGCUUCUCAUGUGACCUUUGAUCUGUGGACUUCUAUGGUCCAAGUGUUUCCACAGAGCAGCUGUUCUCUGCAGUGCAGUGAGUGUUCAGAGGAAAGCAGAAGUCCAGACCUUUGCCUCCUGCAGAUGGUACACAGGGAUGGGUAUUUUUGGUUAGAAAUUGCACUUCUGAAGAUGAGCUCUGUAGUCCCACAGUAGCCAUGGUGCUGUAUUUUAUUUGAAGUCUUGUCCAUGGAUCAGUGAUUCAUGUUGGACAGUAGGGGUUCCAUAUUAUGGUAAUAAUAUGUUUUCCAUUUUCCCUGUAUAGACAAUUGUUCCUGAACUAUGUGUGCAUCUGCACAAUUUGUAGAUGUAAUAAAGCAGUGUGGCCAUAGGAGGCCUUUUAUCCA